UUGUCAACCAGCAUCGCACCACACUAGAAGAAGAAGAAGAAGGAGCGUCGUUUGAUUGGUCCUUUCUGUUUGUAGAUGAGUUCUCUUUAACUAACCGCACGUGAAAGCUCUUUUCCUAGUUUGACAUUUAUAUACUACCAAACGGCACAGAUCUAGGUCUACUCAGAUGUUAACAUGGUUUAAUCAAUAGUCAAAUGCUUUUUUGGUGUCAAACAGUGGUUUGUCAAAGACGUUAUCUAACUAUUCAGGUGCUAGCUAAAUUUUAAGUCAUGCUGUCAAGUAUUCUUCAAGGAACAGAGGCUGGGGGCUUCAUAGUCAUUCAAGAUACUGUAAAAUACUCCGGCCGGGGCAUCCUGAAGUGUUUCAUUAAUGCGGCCUUAAAGAGGGGCGAGAACGUGCAUGUGGUGGGAUUCGAGACCUGUGAGACAGAAGUGCGUGCUGGCUUGGACAGUAGCUGUGUGGAAAAGUUUCAUUUUCAUGAGGGGCAUCCUGAUCCCCUUGGCUGGUCCUGCAGAUCCUCAUUCACCGUUGAGCAGUUCACUACUGAAGAUAUAACUCUGCUUGUCCAAAAAGCACAGCAUGCUAAAGCGUCUGUACUUGUUGUUGACUCUCUUUCAUUCGUUUUAAGGCAUCAUCAACCUGUUGUUGUCUGUCAAAGACUUCAAGAGCUUAGGAAAGGGGGAGUUAUAAAAACUAUUAUUGGUCUCCUGCAUUCAGACCUGCAUCAGCAGGGUGUUGUAGGCAGCGUGUGCCACUUAGCCAGUGCUGUUAUCUCUGUGGCACCUGCAUGCAAUGAAAACUGUGGUGUGGCUAAGACCACACGACGCACAAAGUCAGGCAAAGUCAUGCAAGAGGAAGAGUAUUUUAAUGUGUUAGAGGAUGCAACCCUCUCUGUACAGACACGGCCCCAUCAACCUGGGCAUGUACAGACAGAGCAAUAUGUAGCUGAGCCUGAUCCAGCAUCAAACUUGACCUUUAAUCUUCGUCUGUCAAAUGAAGAAAAGAAAGCCAGAGAGAAAGUGGCACUUCCGUUUGUGUUUAGCCAAGAAAAAAAGUCAGCUCUCCUGAAGCCGAGCCCCGGCUCUGGAAGGAUCAUGUAUGAGCCUGAUGCUAAUGAUGACUUUGAUGAAGAGGAUCCAGAUGAUGAUCUUGAUGUGUAAAUAAGGACAGCUCAGAUCUUCAUGUGUCAGAGCCAUAUACCUGCUCAAUUUCACGACUUUUCUAUAAAUCAAUGUUGUUUAUUAUUACUUAUCUGAUUAUGACUUGUCUGGUCUGGUGGGCCAAUGCCAGAAAAUGAGACAUUUGUGAUGAUGGGUAUGAAAUGAUGAAUUCAUGUUUGAAACGAUGAAUUAUUGUUCUUAAUGAUGCAAUGAAAAUAAGUUUUAACUUAAGGGUCAUCUUUUACACUCAAUACUUUUUUUGUUAAUUAUGAAUUUUCACAUAGUUUUCAAAAACAUUAACACCAUAAAAGUGUUUUAUUUGUUAGUUUAUGUUUGACUCAACUAAAAUACUUUGAAUGUGCCUUAUUUAUAAUUGUAAUAGUGGGCACCCUUGUCAUAAAACUUUUAUUUUCAUUAUUACGUAUGCGUAAUAAAAUAAUAAGAACAUGA
Molecule: messenger RNA, 1610 nt
Organism: Misgurnus anguillicaudatus (oriental weatherfish)
Lineage: Eukaryota; Metazoa; Chordata; Actinopteri; Cypriniformes; Cobitidae
Source: RefSeq, a predicted model, not a curated record